This is a messenger RNA of Aspergillus wentii DTO 134E9, 591 nucleotides long. RefSeq lists its product as uncharacterized. The record is from RefSeq and is a predicted model, not a curated record. The coding region runs from base 1 to 591 and encodes 196 amino acids. Gene Ontology annotation, cellular component: mitochondrion. The transcript has a single exon. NCBI's taxonomy places the organism in Eukaryota, Fungi, Ascomycota, Eurotiomycetes, Eurotiales, Aspergillaceae.
AUGCUCUCCUAUUUCGGCUGGGGCUCAAAGUCCACUUCCACCCCCUCAGAACAACAGCAACAACCUCAACCUCAAAAUGACCCAAUCCCGCCCCCGCCCCAGCAACAACUCCAACAACAAAGACAGCCCCCAUCCGGCAUCCCGACAAGCCUCAAGCUCCUUGCCGGUGGCAUGACCUUCUUCGCCUUCUCCCUGCUCAUCACCCGCCGCUCAAUGAACAAGAAACGUCUCGCCUCGAUCCCGCCCUACUACACCGGCGCGAUGUACCACAAGCCCAACGUCAACGGGGCAAUGGAGGCAUUCGAGGCGCUGAACCUGGCUACAAUUAACGUCAUGUCUUUCGGGAUGAUGUUCGCCGGGGGUGUGCUUUAUAAGUUGGAUAUUAAUGGGAUUGAAGACGCGCGCACGUAUGUGCGGGCUGGGUUGGGAGGUGGUGAUGGGCCGGUUAAGUCGGAUGAGGAGCUGGAGCAGGAUAUCGGGGAGUGGAUUAUGAGUGUUAUGGGGAAGAAGGCGCAGAAGGAGUUUUUGGAGAAGAAGGCUGAGUUUGAGAGGCAGAAGCAGGAAAGAGAGAAUAGUGUUGAUGAGAAGUAG